Messenger RNA from Somion occarium, 2236 nucleotides. NCBI's taxonomy places the organism in Eukaryota, Fungi, Basidiomycota, Agaricomycetes, Polyporales, Cerrenaceae. The record is from the annotation of a GenBank genome assembly.
CUAUAGUCCUUUUACACGAACCACCAGCAUCCUUCGCUCGCCAAGAUCGGACUCCUUGCGCUAAUUUACGUCUGUCGGAAAAGGCAGAAACACAACCACUGUUUGCGAACUUCAGAUUCUUGCCUGAGGGAAAACGUACAUUCGCUAUUGCAGCACCUCUCGGAUCUCGCGACCUAUUUCUAUCGCACUUAGUAUCUGACGGAAAGCCCAAACAGUAGGAUAAGUCUGGUGGUGUUGCAGAUCUUUAAACAUAUUCCACUCUGUACUAUUCUCGCAAAUCCGAAGAUCCAUUAAUCAUUCCUUGCGCCAUCCCUAUGGCUUCGCAUGACGGAUCCGACUCGAACGCUUCGGAAGGUGGCGUACCUUUCGAUCCCGAACUGCGAGCCCUCCUGGAGCAAAUGCGGGACGCCCCAGAAUCUAUCGCCCCGGAUCUCAUGAAAAUGCAUAUUUCUCGCGACGAAUUGCGUAUCGAUAUGGCCCACUUUCUCAUGAAAGUUCUGCUUGAUUCCAUAACAGACGAGUACUGGGACGCCUUCCUCUCCAGCAAGCUCAUCAAUGUUCUAUUCAUCAUCGCUACUGAUCCCUUCACUUAUGAGGAUUGCAAUCUCAUCAAGAGGGCUAUGAUGUAUCCAACGAGCGUUCUCACUACUUUACUAAGAUUCUGCGAGUACUUAGGCCAACAUCUCCACCAACGCCGCCAUCGGGAGCACACACACUAUUUUCUACGUAGAUGUGGGAAGCUGUUCAUAACUUUAUGGCACCAGCGUCUCUGCUUGCUGGAAACUGAGAAUCGUGCACCGGGUGGAAUGGAUUACAAGAAUCUCGUACAAAUGCUCACUAUUCAAGUCUCGCUACUCCAACGCGACGUGUAUAAGGGGAAGCCAUCACCGCCUAUCGAUGGCCAUAUCCAUCUCUUGCUAUGGCGUUGGAGCACUGUCUGCUUGGAGGACUCAGAGCUCUUGCUGACACAUUUGAACUAUGCUGUGAGAGACGCGGUCAUGGUAGCUUCAGAACCAAUCAAUAGGGCCACUAGGGAAGUCCUCAUUGAUGCCGACUAUGCCAUGCCAUUCUUGCAAAAAGUACAUUCGUACUUAGCGCAAGACGAGGUGGUGGACGAUCAUUUAAUGAGUUGUUUUUACAUCCUCAUGACAUGCCUCAGCACUUGUGCUGAGCUUGUCAACCUCGCAUGGAAAUCUUCUUACGGCCGUUACAACUUCUUGGAGGUCGUCGCACUCGCCUGUCAGAGACAGUGGUGCCUUGGUACCCACAAUGCGGCAGAUGUGGUAUUCGGCGGGUUGACAAGUAUAUGCCUUAUGACAAAUAACGCUCAUGACGACGACGCGCACCUCUCAACCAUGAUUAGAUCAGUCAGAGUGUUAGAUAUUCUACCAAUGAUUUGCCGUUUCGCCGCAACACGGCCAUCCGAGCCCAACAACCACAUGUCUGAGAUCGUCACACGAUUGAUCUACACCCAAGCGGGUUUGCAAACGCGACUGCAAGGUGAUGUGUCGCGGACGGCGAUGAAGUUUCGCGAAGACCAACGAGAACUUAUGCGUAAGUCUUGGUCCCCAGCGAUGGAAAGUUUCAAAGCCUCUCCUCCGGACCAGCAGGAUCCUCGGUAUCAAAGCUAUCUAUCCCUUCAGGAGAUUGGGCGCACUCUCAAUAUGGAUGAGAAAUCAACUGAGACCCCUUACUUCCCUGGAUAUGAUACAUGCAUCCAGAGCUGUCACUUUGCCGACUGCCUGUGCUCACACAAACGCCCUUUGCAUGCCUUGAGAGUAUGUAAAGGGUGUUGGAGGGUUUACUACUGUGGUCGCUCCUGUCAGAUCGCAGAUUGGCGGGCAGGACAUAGGGAAGAUUGUUGAAAGCGUCUAGAUGCUACUGUCAAUUAAUGGAGGAAGUUUUCGUCUUUCUGGGUAUCAGUGUAGUUUCGAAAGGCCAGUGAACUGCAUAACCUCUCGUGAACACUAAUGCUUCUGUAUUUUUGAUACCAGUUAUGGCUGUAUUUUGGGAUAAUGUCGUUAUUUAAGCCAGAGAAUGGCCCAAUGGGGAAAUUUGAAUGAAUAAACAACGAAUACUGAACUUUCACCUGCUUCGCCCAAGCUGAGCCCGAAUUCUCUUCCGACGAACAAGUUCGGGGAUACCAUGACAAUAGUCUUCUCAAAGUUUUGAUAGACGUUAUUACAACAGAAUGUGCUCUGUAUGGGGAAUGUAUAAUGUUAAAUGAUGAUUUAGC